AAAAAAAAAAAAAAUUGUCCAUAAAAUUUGAUCCCAAGUAAUAAAAACCAAUCAAAAAAAAAAAAAAUAUGUCUAACGAUUGUAGAAAUAGUUUGUCAAAGAUGUCGAUGAAAGACAACGACAACGACGACAACAACAUCAGUGGUUUAGACGAUAAUAAUGAAGAACAAGAACUAGAAGAAGAAGAUGAAGACACUAAAGAAGAAAAGUUUGUCGAAGUAUUGGACGUCAAAAAAGAUAAGUUAAAGUUUACGGAAGAAGUUUUCAAGAAACAGGUCCCCCAAUUGGCCAAACAGUUUCCGUUUUCGUUGGACGUCUUCCAGAUGCAGGCCAUACGACAUCUUGAGCGGCGACACAAUGUGUUUGUUGCCGCCCAUACGUCGGCCGGCAAGACAGUAGUGGCCGACUAUGCCAUUGCGAUGGCCUUCCGUGACCAGUGUCGGGUCAUCUAUACGUCGCCGAUCAAAGCCCUGUCCAAUCAAAAGUACAGAGACUUUAAGCGAGAGUUCACGGAUGUCGGCCUUCUUACAGGUGACGUCCAAAUCAAUACCGAAUCCAAGUGUAUGAUAAUGACUACCGAAAUACUAUUGCAAAUGUUAUACAAUUCGUCCGAAAUGGUCAACGAACUCGAGUACGUAAUCUUCGACGAGUGUCACUAUGUAAACGAUCCGGAAAGAGGUCAUGUCUGGGAAGAGGUGUUCAUUAUGUUACCGAAACAUUGUAAACUGGUACUACUAAGCGCUACGGUUCCCAAUGUUGUCCAAUUUGCCGACUGGUUAGGUCGUAUUCGGCGGGAAAAAACAUACGUAGUGUCCACUUACGAACGACCCGUUCCGCUCGAACACUAUCUGUAUGUUGGCCGCGACGGUAAAAGUAAACAUUCAAGAUUUAUGAUCAUCGACGGCAAAGGCAACUUCCAGAAGGACAACUACAAAGAGGCCGAACAGGCGAUGACGGACUACAAGAAACGAUACGGUUUUAUCAAACGAUGUCAACAAACCGAGACAAACAUCUAUUUGAAUCUGAUUCGGCAUUUGCACGAAAAAGACAAAUUGCCGGCCAUUUUCUUUACCCUAUCGCGUAACCGAUGCGACUCUAAUCUCGACAAUCUGAUGGCUAUCAAAGAGUCGUUCAAUUUGAUCGACCGGAAAGAAGAGUCGCGUAUUCAUGGAUUCAUUCACAAACACCUGAGACGGCUGCCCGACUGCGACCAAAAGUUGCCGCAAAUUCAAAAGUGUGUCCAAAUGCUGAAAAAAGGUUUAGGUGUUCAUCAUUCGGGUGUAUUGCCGCUAAUGAAAGAGAUGACAGAGAUAUUGUUUUCCGAUGGUCUAAUCAAAGUACUGGUGGCCACUGAAACAUUUGCAAUGGGCGUCAAUAUGCCGGCCCGUACUGUCGUUUUCGAUUCAAUCGAGAAACACGACGGCACUCAACGUCGCGAUCUAUUGUCAUCGGAAUACAUUCAGAUGGCCGGCCGAGCCGGUCGUCGAGGCAAAGAUGACAGCGGAACUGUUAUCAUACUAUGCAAGUACGACAUUCCCGAUUCGCCAAUAUUGACUAAUCUGAUCCAGGGAUCGGCUACGAAAUUGGUGUCGAAAUUUCGACUAACCUAUCAUAUGAUAUGUAAUCAACAUAAAAGUUCGGCCGACAGUGGCGGCAAAGAUGGCGAAGACGAGACCGGCGAUGAAGGUAUCGAAAAGUUUUUGGAAAGAUCUUUUGGCGAACAUAAUCGUCACAAACAAUCAAACGAUUUGAAUCAACAGUUGGAUUCGCUUAGGAAACAGUUUGACGACCAAUUGGCAACCAUUGACCGAUGCGACCAGUGUUCAGACAUCGAAGUCUUCUACCAGUGCUACGAUAAUUAUGUAGAAAGUUUGCAGACAAUUAUGCCGACCAUCUGCCAGAAAGCACUGGAAAAAGGACGACUAACCAGUGGACGUGUUGUGGCCAUCGAUAGUGUGACCGCUAACGCUCCCACCGCCACCGCCACCAAUGGUCGACCGAAAAAUCCGUUUGAUUACGCAGUAGUAUUGAUGGCCAAUAAAAGCAAAACCAAUAGUUUAGUUUCAACGCUAAAAGUCUUGUCGCUCGCCGGCGACGACAGCUUUGAAUACAAGACUAUUGAUGUCGGAUCUGUUCAUAAAAUAUUGAACAAACAAAUCAAAGCCAAGUCUAUCGACGUGAGAGCCAUUGUCGAUGAAAAUGAAAACUCCAGAAACAAAUACAAAUCAAAAGACGAAACACUGAUGGUUAUCGAAAAACUAAGACAACUGUCACUACCGGAUAACUAUCAGAUUUUGAACGUGGAAUCUAUUGAUCCGAAAACUAAUCUGCAAAUCAAAGAUAUCGAUUCAGUGGAAAAGAUCAACAGAUAUCUGGAUUUAUCAAAUAAAUUGGUGACAUUCGAGUGUAUCAAAUGUCCGACAUUUGUCAAACAUUUUGAUAGUAUAGUAAAUAAGAUGACACUCCGGAAGCAAAUGGAUGAAAUUGAUUAUAAACUAUCGUCCGAAAGUCUUCAGUUUCUACCAGAAUAUGGUACACGACUGAAGGUAUUGGAAUCGUUGGAUUAUAUCAAUCAAUAUCAUCGGCUAGAAUUGAAAGGUAAAAUGGCGUGUCUUAUGUCCGAACACGAGCUGGUUAUCUGCGAAAUGUUGACCCGAAAUGUUUUGGGAAACGCAUCCCAUGAAUCCGAUCUCAAUCAUCAAGAGAUUGCGGCUCUUAUGUCCGGUUUUGUCUAUCAAUCCAAUGCCGUCGCCGACGACGACAAAAUUGCCGAAGAUUUCAAAUGGAGUCCAAAACUCAGAGAGAAAUAUAACGAAAUAAAGGCCAUCGAGUGUAUGAUUAGGUUGCGUGAGCGUGACUUCCAGGUGCCCGACCAGGCCAUCAACUCUGAGCUUAACUUUGGAUUAGUUAAAGUCAUCUACGAAUGGGCUAAUGGAAAGUCGUUUAUCAAUGUAAUGGAAGAGUGUGUCGUCCAGGAAGGCAUAAUCGUCCGGUGCAUUCAACGAUUGGAUGAACUGUUAAAGUUUGUCAAAUUGGCGGCCAAAAUGAUGGGCAACGAUAUACUGGAAAAACUCAUAGAAGAGUCGUCGAAAUCUAUCCGAAGAGAUAUUGUCUUCUUUCCCAGUCUUUAUACAAGCGAUGACAACAACGAUAAUGACAACAACAACGAUGAGGACAAUGUCGUCAUCGAUGCUAAUAACGAAAAUCUUAGCUUUAAUUUUGUUUAACAAAUAACAACAACAACAAAAUGAUUACAAUUUAACUAUUU
This is a messenger RNA of Oppia nitens, 3268 nucleotides long. Its product is annotated as SKI2 subunit of superkiller complex protein-like. NCBI's taxonomy places the organism in Eukaryota, Metazoa, Arthropoda, Arachnida, Sarcoptiformes, Oppiidae. Gene Ontology annotation, biological process: nuclear-transcribed mRNA catabolic process, 3'-5' exonucleolytic nonsense-mediated decay. Bases 69 to 3227 code for a protein of 1052 amino acids. Gene Ontology annotation, molecular function: ATP binding; RNA helicase activity; RNA binding. The record is from RefSeq and is a predicted model, not a curated record. The transcript is spliced from 4 exons. Gene Ontology annotation, cellular component: Ski complex.